AAGCUUCAUCAUCGAAAAUCGUCACCAUUUUGUUUUGUGGGUUUGGUUUGUAGUGUUCUAGUGCGUUUCGUAAUUUUAUAAAACAAGUAAAAUGAGUUACGGUCGACCACCACCCCGUAUCGACGGGAUGGUAUCCUUGAAGGUGGAUAAUCUUACGUACAGAACUACACCAGAAGAUUUGCGACGAGUGUUCGAGCGAUGUGGGGAAGUUGGAGACAUUUACAUUCCGAGGGAUCGAUUUUCAAGAGAAAGUCGAGGAUUUGCUUUCGUGAGAUUCUAUGAUAAGCGCGAUGCCGAAGAUGCGCUUGAUGCAAUGGAUGGGCGAAUGUUAGACGGCAGGGAGUUAAGAGUUCAAAUGGCAAGAUACGGAAGACCAACCAGCCCUCAAAGGCGAGGUGGUAGAGGAAGACGCAGAUCAAGAUCGCGUUCGCGUAGGCGUUCACGUUCCCGCUCAAGAUCCCGUCGCCGCAGCUAUUCACGCAGCAAGUCUCGAUCAAGGUCAAGAUCAGAUUCGAAGAGUAGCCGUGGAAAGCCAAGCAGGAGCCGCUCUCGUUCUCGUUCAAGAAGCAGGGACUAAAGAUGUAAAGUCCUGAAGGGAUGGUAGGCAUAUUUUAUCUGAUAGAACUUCAAUGCUUUGGCAAAAAAUUAGCCAUUGAAGCGGUGUUGAGAUUGACUUAUUGUGCGUGUUACUGUAUCGUGGCUGUCAUAAGCAAGGUACACUCGCACAUUACAUAUACAUAUAUAAAUAUAUAUCUAUAUUUGUAUAUGUAUAAUAUGUUUUAUCUUACUCAUCCCUAUGACCCUAAUAUUUAAAUA
Messenger RNA from Ctenocephalides felis (cat flea), 816 nucleotides. Its product is annotated as serine/arginine-rich splicing factor 2-like. The record is from RefSeq and is a predicted model, not a curated record. NCBI's taxonomy places the organism in Eukaryota, Metazoa, Arthropoda, Insecta, Siphonaptera, Pulicidae. Gene Ontology annotation, molecular function: RNA binding. The coding region runs from base 92 to 577 and encodes 161 amino acids. The transcript has 4 exons.